AUGCUGGUUACCUAUUUGGAAGCCAGCCGGGACCUUUGCGAGACGGACUCAAUUCUUUUUGGCGCCGCACUGGCAGUCUGCCGUAUUAUAAGCGCCAAAGUUUCCACGGCUGGACGCGUUACUGGACAAAGUAGUGCUAUCCCAGCCUGGAGAAUAAGAAUUGAAGAAAGUAUCGCAAAGGCUAGGGCCCUCAUCGGCAGACUGAUAUGCUUCAAGUCAGGCAAUACCAGGCCAAGGAUUGUGCGCACCGUCAGGAUGGCGUUUGCUGGGACAAAUGUUAGUUUGUCCCAGCCGGAUAUAAUGCAAAAACUGGCGGAGCUCAUAGACGACCUGAAGUAA
Messenger RNA from Parnassius apollo (apollo), 339 nucleotides. Lineage: Eukaryota; Metazoa; Arthropoda; Insecta; Lepidoptera; Papilionidae. The record is from the annotation of a GenBank genome assembly.